AUGGCUGCUCACCGCAUCGAUAUCGAUCCAGAUGGAGACACGUUAAUCAUUCUUCCAACUGUUCAGGUCACAGCCGAGAAAUCUAGUGAUGCAGCCAGGCGAGAGAUGAACGGAACCGACGCUCCCGAGAGCACUGCGAUAAUCGAAGAAAUUUUCUACUUCAAAGUCUCAAUGAAGCACCUCACCAUGGCAUCACCUCGUGCAAAAAUGGAGUUUGAGCCCAUAUUCGAUCCAUACACCUUUGAGAUUGUCCUAGCCAUGAUUCACGCGAAAACCGAGAAACUCCCAACGGAUAUAUCAAUUGCCAUGCUUUCAAACAUUGCCGUCGUUGCCGAUGAUUUGAAUUGUAGCUCCGCAGUUCAGUCUUUCGCUACGCAGUGGAUUGACAGAAUGACCCUACUGGAGCCGCACACAAUUGACAUCAGAUUGGCUCAGUUGUUGUUAAUAAGUUCGGUCUUCAAGUCAGAUAAUUUGUUCAUCAAAGCGACAUACAAAGCGGUAUUGCUCUCUCCUGAUGAAAUGCCGUCUUUUGGACUUCCCAUUUGGCCCGCAGUCUUACGUGAGCGCUAA
Messenger RNA from Trichoderma virens Gv29-8, 570 nucleotides. RefSeq lists its product as uncharacterized. NCBI's taxonomy places the organism in Eukaryota, Fungi, Ascomycota, Sordariomycetes, Hypocreales, Hypocreaceae. Bases 1 to 570 code for a protein of 189 amino acids. The record is from RefSeq and is a predicted model, not a curated record. The transcript is spliced from 3 exons.